Molecule: messenger RNA, 1079 nt
Organism: Truncatella angustata
Lineage: Eukaryota; Fungi; Ascomycota; Sordariomycetes; Amphisphaeriales; Sporocadaceae
Product: eukaryotic translation initiation factor 4E-1
Exons: 3
Coding region: 247-996 (249 amino acids)
Biological process (GO): translational initiation
Cellular component (GO): eukaryotic translation initiation factor 4F complex; cytoplasm
Molecular function (GO): translation initiation factor activity; RNA 7-methylguanosine cap binding
Source: RefSeq, a predicted model, not a curated record
UUAUCACCGUUUAAGUUGCGCCUUCCUGAAUUCGCGCCAAAAAAAAAAACCAGUGCCUGAACAUUUGGACUUACAAUUGUUAUCACCAAGCACUCGCUCCUUUGAACCAUCCCAUCCCUCUUCCCAUCUAAAGCAGGCGCCGACUUCGUCUUCUACCGAUACGAUACCGCACUGAACUAGGUCGCCUUUCCCUAAUCCAUCACAAAUCACCAACCUCAUCCGUCCCCGCGUCCAACCACAGACAAGAUGGCCGAGCAAGUCGACUUGAAGACAAUCCCCGUCUCGCCCGACGGCGACAACAACGACAAUGGCAUCUCUGCUGCUGACAUGACCGAGAAGUUAGUCACUGUCUUCCACGACAAGGACAACUUCAAUGUCAAGCACCCCCUCCAGAACAAGUGGACCUUGUGGUUCACCAAGCCUUCAAACGGCAAGGGUGACAACUGGAACGAUCUGCUGAAGGAGGUCAUCACCUUCAACUCUGUUGAGGAGUUCUGGGGCAUCUACAACAACAUCGCUCCUGUCUCAGACCUCGCUCUCAAAUCCGACUACCAUCUGUUCAAGGAGGGUGUCCGACCGGAAUGGGAAGACCCGCAGAAUAAGCACGGCGGGAAGUGGUCCUAUUCCUUCAAGGAGAAGCGUGCCGUCGACAUCAACGACAUCUGGCUACACACAAUGAUGGCAGCCAUCGGUGAGAUGCUUGAGGACGAGGACGAUGGUGAGGUCAUGGGGGUUGUCGUCAACGUGCGUAAGGCAUUCUUCCGUGUCGGUGUCUGGACUCGUACUAUCGGUAAGCCCAUUCCCGGCAAGGGCGACGGCGACAUUGCUGGUGGCAAGGGCCGACCCGUGGCCAAGGGCCAGGCCAUCCUUCUGGAGAUUGGCAAGCGCUUCAAGAACAUCCUCAAGCUCCCCACGGACGAGGUUGUUGAGUUCUCGGGCCACACAGACGCGGCACAUAGUGGUAGCACGCGUGCCAAGUCCAAGUUCACCGCCUAAGCAAAAUUCCUUUACCCAAAACUCGGCGAUAUGGUAAUUUCGAGUGAGCAUCAUGGACACGACCGUCGCUACAUACGCGUAUC